Molecule: messenger RNA, 309 nt
Organism: Paramecium tetraurelia
Lineage: Eukaryota; Ciliophora; Oligohymenophorea; Peniculida; Parameciidae
Exons: 2
Source: RefSeq, a predicted model, not a curated record
AUGUAAACUGACAACAAUAAUCACUUCUGCCAUCUUAAUAUGAAGAAAAAAUAAAUAUCAAGUCUUAAAUCAAGAGUUUUCGAAUCUACAAGCGUUGUAAACUCAGAAACGCUUAAAACACAUCACAAUUAAGAUAUCGAAGAAUUUUCCAUAAUAGAAGAUAGAAUGAUUAGGAAAGAAUAUUAGAUAGAAAAAGAAAAGGAUGAAUAACUUAAUAAAAUGAAAUCAUACACAACUGAAAUGAUGAAAUCGUUAAAAAUUCAAUAAUAAUUAUUAGAAUAUGUAAAAGAUAAAAUGAAGAUCAGUUGA